Saitoella complicata NRRL Y-17804 is the source of this 1359-nucleotide messenger RNA. RefSeq names its product DUF1479-domain-containing protein. The transcript has a single exon. Lineage: Eukaryota; Fungi; Ascomycota; Saitoellomycetes; Saitoellales; Saitoellaceae. Bases 1 to 1359 code for a protein of 452 amino acids. The record is from RefSeq and is a predicted model, not a curated record.
AUGCAAAUGGCUACCACCUCCACCAUGGCCAAGAAAGAAGGCGAUAUCUCCUCCGUCUUCGCUUCUCUAUCCGGAGGUCCAGCCAAACCCCUCCCAGAACGGUUCGCAACUCUCAAAGAACAAAUCGUUGGCUCCUCCCCCGAACAACGCGAUGCCCUCGAACAGUCCUGGCACCGCCUCAUCAAUCGCCUCGACCAGGGUCUCGAGGAAAUCAUAGCCCGGGGAUCUUCUGUCAUUCCUGAGCUCGAGUUCGCUGAUCUUGAGGCGUCUGAAGUUUCGAAGGAUGUUGUUGAGGAGAUCAAGAAACGCGGGAGUGUCGUGAUCCACAAUGUCAUCGAACCAUCCCAAGCGCUCAAAUACAAAUCCGACAUCAAAGGCUACAUCAAGGCGAACCCCUCCACCAAAGCCUUCCCGGCACAUGACCCCCAGGUCUACGAACUCUACCACUCGCAGGCGCAGAUCGCGGCGAGGUCGCAUCCCAACCUCCUCCAAACCCAGAAAUUCCUGUUAGGUCUCUGGGACUCCACAUCCUCUUCGUCCUCCUCCCAGGACCACUUGGAUACAACCCAACCCCUAACCUACCUCGACCGCCUCCGUAUCCGCACCCCCGGCGACACCUCCUUCGCCCUCGGUCCCCACAUCGACGGCGGCGGCGUCGAACGCUGGGAAGACCCCGGGUAUCGCUCACUCUACGCCCCUAUCCUCUCGGGCAACUGGGAAGCGUACGACCCGUUUAAUGCGAGGGCGAGGUUGGGUGUGAGGAUGGAUAUGUACGAUGGAGCGGGUGCGUGCUCGAUGUUUCGGAUGUGGCAGGGGUGGAUGAGCAUGUCUGAUGUCGGGGCACGCGAGGGAACGUUGUUGUUGUUGCCGUUGUUGAGGGAGGUUACGGCAUACUUCAUCCUCCGUCCAUUUUUUGCUCCACGAUCUUCGAGGUCGGGGUUGAGGGAUUGGAGGUUUGUGGGGGGGGAGGAGAGUGCGUUACAUGGUGCGACCCCGGGUAUGGCGCAAGAGUUGACGAAGGAGUUACAUCCACACCUACGUCUUGGGGAGACGAUGACGCAUAUCCCCCGUGUCCGACCAGGCUCGUACGUCGCGUGGCACUGUGACGCGAUCCAUGCCGUCGAUUCCUCACACACGGGUACCUCGGAUUCUUCGGUUCUCUAUAUCCCUGCUGCGCCGGAUUGUGGGUUGAAUCGUGCGUAUUUGGAGAGGCAGAGGGAGGCGUUUGAGGGGGGUGUCCCGCCGCCGGAUUUCCCGGGUGGGAAGGGGGAGAGUGGGCAUGUUGGGCGCGGGACGAGGGGGGAUUUGGAGAGGUUGGGUGGGAUUGAGGGGAUGAAGGCUAUGGGGUAUGGGUUGUAG